AACUUCCAAUUGAUAACGAAAAUGAUCAGUCUGAACCUAGUAAUGAUGACAUGGAAAACGUUUCGCCUGAUGUGACACCUAAUCCCAAUCCCCAGCAGAACCACACUGUUAGAGUAGCGAGACCAUGUCAUUCCAAUAGAAAAGGCCAAGUGAAGCUAAACGUGACUCAACAGCUGUGCCUAAAGCUGAUUUUUCAUGGAAAUGUCCACCUUCGCAAGGAACUCAAAAGGAAAGAAUGUGAAGAAGCUAUUGCAGCACAUAGCUGCCUUAAGGGGUUGGAAUGGAAGAAAAUAAAAAACACCAUUCAUAAUUGGAUAACAAGCAAAAAAAUCAAAACCAAAAAAAUGUUGAAACAACAGGAAAGGUAGGUCGCUAUGUGGGCCCACAAAAGUUUAGAAGUUUUGA
Ylistrum balloti is the source of this 405-nucleotide messenger RNA. RefSeq lists its product as uncharacterized. The record is from RefSeq and is a predicted model, not a curated record. The transcript has 3 exons. Bases 51 to 368 code for a protein of 105 amino acids. Lineage: Eukaryota; Metazoa; Mollusca; Bivalvia; Pectinida; Pectinidae.